AGAGAUUUCUUUCAAAUUUGUAUUUUAACAAAUGAGUAUUUAUGGAAAUUCGUAAAUUUGCUACUUUUUUGAAAUUCUUGAUCGCGAAAUAAGCAGCAAUAGGUGCAAAAUAGUAGUUUUAUCCAAUAGAUCAUUAGUCUAAUCAGCGAAACUAAAAUCCAGCCAGCAUUUUGUAACGCUCAGAGAUUUACGCGCUUAGCAGAAGUUUAUCCCUAGAAUGAAGAAGCAGAGUAGCUUCAAGAUUUUACCAUACGCUGGCUACAGUCAGGACAUGGCACAGAUGCCAGCAGCUCCAGCUACUGAGCUGGCGUACAUGGCCCAACCGGCGGCGGCGGCAGCGGCGGCAGCACAGACAGCACCACAGACUCUGCCUCUGGCUUCAGCCGCAAUUGCAGUGGAGCAAUCAUCUAGCGGCGAGCCGCUCUAUGGACCGGCCAUACCCAAUCGCAUCUUUGUGGGCGGCAUUAGCCGCGACACCACCGAAACGGAUCUAUUCAUAGCAUUUAGCGUCUAUGGAACUGUGCGCAACGCCAAAAUCAUUUGCGACCGCGAUGGCUAUAAUAAGGGCUAUGGCUUUGUCACCUUCGACACGGAUGAGGAGGCCAAGUCGCUGCAGGUGCUGCCACGUUGCGUCAUCUUGCGCAAUCAUCGUCUCAAUAUUGCGCCAGCAUUCAAGAAGCAGAACGUUCAACGUUAUAAGCCCCAGGCGCUUGUCGAGCGCAAUAAUCACAUCUAUUAUGGCGCCCAGCAGCCAGCGAUGAUGCCCAACAUGGGCGCCCAGAAUUAUUUACAGCCCAUGCUGUCGGCCGGCAUAUCGCCAAUCUAUGCCCAGGCCUAUCCAGCGGCCACGGCCAUGCAGUAUCCUUCGAUCUAUCAGUGCUACAAUAUGAACAUGCCCAAUUACAAUUACAACAACUAUUACAAUGAAUCGAAUCGCCAGCAAGCAAUGACAGCGACAUCUAGCGGCGUCAAUUGGGAAUAUGAUGUUGCUGGUGCUGGCAAUAAUGUUAUACAUUUCUAGACACCUUAUCCAGACGACAGUAUCAUAAACCAUAGCAAACAUUUCAUAUUAUAAAUCAAGUUCAAGCUCCCAGCCCAAUAAGAACACGCACAUGGACAAUAGUUAAGGGACAAGCAUAUAAUAAUUCUAUACUCAAAAUUUCACGUACAACAGGCAACAAAAUUUCACAUAAUACAAAAUGUUAAAUUGUCCCCAUCAUCAUCAUCAUAUACAUAGAUGUACCCAAACGU
Molecule: messenger RNA, 1251 nt
Organism: Drosophila busckii
Lineage: Eukaryota; Metazoa; Arthropoda; Insecta; Diptera; Drosophilidae
Product: protein boule-like
Exons: 2
Coding region: 218-1021 (267 amino acids)
Molecular function (GO): RNA binding
Source: RefSeq, a predicted model, not a curated record